This is a messenger RNA of Pectinophora gossypiella (pink bollworm), 3241 nucleotides long. Its product is annotated as neuronal PAS domain-containing protein 4B-like. Lineage: Eukaryota; Metazoa; Arthropoda; Insecta; Lepidoptera; Gelechiidae. The transcript is spliced from 12 exons. Gene Ontology annotation, molecular function: protein dimerization activity; DNA-binding transcription factor activity, RNA polymerase II-specific; RNA polymerase II transcription regulatory region sequence-specific DNA binding. Bases 649 to 2622 code for a protein of 657 amino acids. The record is from RefSeq and is a predicted model, not a curated record. Gene Ontology annotation, biological process: regulation of transcription by RNA polymerase II.
CCGUGCGCAGAGCACGCUCACACGACCGCGCGUGCACGCCGCACACCGCCUCCUCCGGCGCCCGCGCAGACCGCGCACACACACUGCCCAAUUACAAUACGGAUCGCAGCGCCCACAGCCCGAUUCCUAAUCAGCUGACUACACUGAAAAUGGAAAGGAUGACUUCAGACUCUUUUCUAGUUGACCUAACUUAAUUUAUUAUAAAGUCAUGUAAGGACUUCUUCGUGAAGCAACCUUGUUGUAAAUAAAUAAUUAUAAUGCAAAGGAUGUUGUGACAAUAUUUUCAAAGACGUAUAAGUACACGUGCUACAGUGUUCCGAAUUCAGUGCUAAACGUUUUCUAGGUCUGCUUAAUUUUGUUUAGUGGUUACAAGGGCGUGAAUUUGACUUGUUAGAAGUGUGAACUGAAAAGGUGUGAACUGCUGAAUUUGCUCAAACAGUGUGCUUGUACACAACGAGUGGCGACUAAAUCCUCGCUAUAUCUAUUUCUGAAAUAAAAGGAUUGUUUCAGCUGUGAAGUUUUCAGGGAAGGGGUCGCUGGUGAACAGCCGGAGAGCUCCCCGGGACGUGCUAAUGAUGCGAACAGGCGGGGCGCGGGACGCUUGCCACGCUGCGUCACUCUACCUCCAGCCUCUGAGCACCCGCCAACAUGUUCACCAGGUUCGACCAAGGCAAAUCGACGAAAGGCGCGAGCAAGCUCCGACGCGACCUGAUCAACGCAGAGAUCGCCAACCUGCGGGACCUGCUGCCGCUGCCCCCCUCCACCCGCCAGCGGCUCUCGCAGCUCCAACUCAUGGCCCUCGUCUGCGUCUACGUCAGGAAAUCAAACUAUUUCCAACAAGUUUUCAAACGCUUUGACAUCAACCAACAAUCGUCAUCCGCACCGAAUUUUGGUUUUUCAAAGGCCCUGAACGGAUUCUUAAUGAUGAUGACCCAAAAUGGCAAGCUGCUUUACAUAUCGGACAAUGCCGCAGAGUACCUUGGACACUCCAUGGAGGACCUGUUGAUCCACGGUGACAGUGUAUACGACGUGAUAGACAAGCAAGACCAGCAGGCCGUCAGGACAGAGCUGUCGCGCGCCCCGACAGACGGCGAGGACCGCGUGUUCCUCUGCCGUAUGAACGUCGCCAGAAACGCUCGAAGGCAGAUGCGCUUCGGAGACCAAAAGGUGGUGCUGGUGCGAGGCCACUACGUGUCGUACCUGCCCCUGUGCAGCCGCAACGAGCCGGUGUUCCUGUGCGUGUGCACGCCGCUGGCCAUGCCGGAGACGCGCGAGUGCGUCGUGCACGGCGCCACCAACGUCUUCACCACCGUGCACGCCAUGGACAUGAAGAUACUCCACAUCGACGCCAAUAGCGAGUGGCACCUGGGCUGGGAGCGCACGUCACUGCACGGCGUGAGUUGGUACCACCUGCUGCACCCUGACUGCUGUAAGGAGGCGCAGACCAAGCACCGACUCAUAACGCAAUCGGAACAAGAGCGGUCGUGUAUAGCCCUGCUGAGGCUGCAGCGGAGGUCAGGCCAGUUCUUAUGGGUGCAUGCCGUGCUGCAACUGAAAGACAAUCUGGAGAACUCCCAGCGACCGGUCAUCGUAUGCACAAACCAGGUGCUUAGUGAACAGGAGGCUGCAGUAAUGAAGGCAAACCCGUGGCUUUACCACUACUACGCGGUACAGUCGAAGCUUCACUACGGGCUCGCGUACGAGGCAGCGACGAGGAUGUACGGGCCUCCGCCGCCCGACAUCCAGGUGUACCCUCCGGCCAUGCAGUACGCGCCCGCGCCGCCCGUCUGCGUCAAUGGGAACCAGGUCGCCAUGAUGCCCAACCCCGGAAUACAAGCCCACAUACCUCAUGUACCACCUCAUCUCACGCCGAUGCACUACGCAUACGAAAGAACUGACAACGGGCCAGUUGACUACUCUGUAUCGCUACACGAGAACAGAUAUCACAAUAUACGGAUAGAAGAUACGAGGAUACAGCCUAAUGCUAAACGGAAAGGCAAAAAUUCUGACGAGAAACCAAAUACACCGGUAGCGAAUUUGUCUCCCCGUGGCACACCUUCUACUGUCACUUCUGGAGGAGACACACUAGUAGCUGUAGCAGGGUCUAUUGCUAGUAGACGGCCGGGCUCGAAAAACUUUAAUAUAUCAGAAACCGAGAUGGUCGAUCAAUGGAAUCCUAGUCCAACGUGGUCAGAAUCGGCUCUUCAAAAGGUUCCUGACGUUUGUCACCAGGACUUAAGCCCAUACGUGACGACUACACCACCUACGCCAUCGGGGACGCCUUCCGCGUAUACUCAUAACUAUAGUCAUACUUUUGUGUUCGACUGGUCACCAGAGCAAUAUGUUCCUCACACUAACAAUAGAUGUAACACAGUAACAACAGAAAGUUCCUACCAACAAACGUGGAAUAGGAGCCAAAGGACAUCUUUCGCGAAUAGUGCUGAGAGUUCGGUCCCGGCAGCGGAGCUCUCCACGAAUUGUAAUCCUAAUAGACUAAGCUUACAAAUGAGGGUCAGUAAUCCACCGCCAGCGUACAACGCUACUAGAGAAGGAGAAAUACUUAGAAGGCAAAUCGAUCGUCCACAUCCAGAUUCACCGGAUGCCAAAAAGCCUGCAUUAUAACUAAGUUUUAAGUAAUAAUUAUAUAUAUUUUCUAUGUAUAAAAUUACUUGUUACCUUAUAAUAUAUGAAAAUAUGAAAAGCUCUGGAACUCUCCUGUGAUCUUUGUGUCGUUAAGAACUUUGUUAAAAACUAAGAAUUUUGUAGAUUACUGUAAAUUAGGAACUUGUACAAAAAUACAAUAUUAUAGUAAAACAUACUUUACCUAUCUUUCACAUACAAUGUGAUUUACUUGCGUAUACGAAAUGUGUAUUAUUUAUGUACAUAUUUUCUUAAAUAUAUCGUAAUUUUUAAAUAUAAAUUAAAGAAAAAAUAACAAAUAGAGCAAAGCCACACCUAGCCUCUUCAUUCGAAGUUAAAUCAAAAUAUGUUAUUAUAGCUGGUUUGGGUAUAAAUCUGAAACUUACUUUCAUAACUGAAACAAUCCCAGAACAAUAAGAAUUUUUAAUGAUGAGAAAUUAGAUUAGGUCAUUACUCAUAGGUAAAGUGAAUAUUCUGUACAAAAAACCUAUUUUAAAUAAUUGUAAAACAAAACUGUUCAGGUAGAAGAAUUACUAUUAGUCUUAAUUUAUGGUAAUUUUGUUGAUUGAAACUUGAAAAGUAAAGAUAUUACAAAUUGAAA